GGGAAAUAUGACUUAUAUGUUAUGGGGCCACUGAAUGUGAGCACAAGUGAACUGAGGAAGAUAUUUGAGAAGUUUGGCUCUAUGACAAUAGCAAGACGUUGGGGAAGACAGCAGGAUAAGUUUGCCCAUGUACUAUUUGAGACACAGGAGGGGAGAGACCUCGUCUUUAAGCAACAUCCGGGUAAGAUGUUUAUUAAAAACCAGACACAUAAAAUCAGUAAACGUAUGUUGGAUCCACAUGAACCAGACUACCAGCCGAAGCAUGUAAGUAUUAGCUUAUAUAAUGCACUUUUAUGGGACUCUUAAUGCACUUAUUGUAUAAGUAGUCAUUUUGCCUAAUCAUUUAAUUUGCC
This is a messenger RNA of Owenia fusiformis, 353 nucleotides long. The record is from the annotation of a GenBank genome assembly. Lineage: Eukaryota; Metazoa; Annelida; Polychaeta; Sabellida; Oweniidae.